ACUUGGACGAGCUUAAAUUAAAAGGGGUGACGAUUGAUCAUCUACUUUAUAAAAUGUCAUUUUUCUCCCGUAAAAAGUAAAAAUUACAACAAAGUAUAUAUUUUUAAGACUAAUAUUGAAAUGCUAACAAUAUUUUGCCUAGUUUUGAUUUGAUAUUGUUUUUUGAUGAAAAAGAAUUUAGCCCUAGAAACUUAGCCCCCCUGCAAGUUGCAACGCCCCAAGAUGGCAGAAGUGUGUGGGAUGUGCAGAAAGUGUGGGAGUUUUGAAGUGUCUCUCCGACCACCUGCGGCCAUUAUCUGACGGUCAAACUUCUCACAGGUACCUCCACAGGUGAUACAGCAUCCAUGGCUGAUGGUGCUGCUGCAUCCGGACGUACCACCCCACCACCGGCCCCUCAGGAAUCUCCCCCACCCCAGGGGGAAAUCCCACCACCCCUGGGGAUGGCACAGCCUCAUAGCCCAGGUGUUUCAGCUCAACGGUCUUCUGUUGUUGAAACUCAAUCAGAAACGCAGUUCCUGGAGACAUCCAUGAAAAAAACAACCCCACCACCCCAAGGGGCAUCAUCACCACCCCCAGGGGCAAGGACAUUGCACAAAGAGACACCAUCACACCACAGGGCCAGACCACAGACCCAGGGGGUAACAGCACCACCCCAGGGGACAACACCACCACCCCAGGGGACAACACCACCACCCCAGGGGAUGACACCACUGCUGCAGAAGGGCAGCCCACCAUCCCAAGGCAUAACAACCCCACCCCAGGGGACUGUAACCCCAGGGGGCCAGGAGGAUGGCACGGUUAGAAGGAGCAAUCGAGCUGCUAUUGCACGAACUAAACAGGAGAUAAAGAAUGCUGUAGCCCAGCUGAGCAAGAUGGAGGGUCAAAACAAGAGGCCAAAAGAAUCCCCUGGUGGCAGCCAUGACAGUUUGAAGCGGAAGAGUCCACCUGAGGAGAGCGGAGAGGGGAGGAGCCAGGACAGGAAUCAUUCCAAAAGUGCCAAGAAGAAAAAGAAGCGACCGUCGUCUCCAUAUACCAAACCUCCCCCUCCAAUCAACCAGGACAAAGACUCCAGGAAUGACUUCUACUGUUGGCUGUGUCAUCGGGAGGGGUCGGUGUUGUGCUGUGAACUUUGCCCCCGGGUGUACCACACCCGCUGCCUCAAACUGACCCAGGAGCCUGAUGGAGACUGGGUCUGUCCUGCGUGUGAGAAAAUCAUGUCAGCAGAGUGUGUGGAUACCCAGUCCAAGGCCAUGGGGAUGGUGUCUGUAGAACAACUGUCCAAACUACUGCUGCACUCACUGCAGAGGAUGAAACAUUCAGGGGCCGAGCCAUUUCAGAACCCAGUAGACCCCGAACAGGCCCCAAACUACAGGGAGUACAUUUUCCAUCCUAUGGACCUCAGCACUCUGGAGAAGAACAUCAAGAAGAACAAGUAUGGGUGUACCCAGGCCUUCAUUGCUGACACCAAGUGGAUCCUGCACAACUGUAUCAUCUUCAAUGGCUCUAACAACAAGCUCACAACCAGUGCCAGGAUGAUUGUGAGGAUCUGUGAACAUGAGAUGUAUGAGAUUGAAGUGUGCCCAGACUGCUACACCUCGUCUUGUACCAAGAAGGACAACUGGUUCUGUGAACCAUGUAGAGAGCCCCAUAUCCUGGUAUGGGCAAAACUCAAAGGUUUCCCCUUCUGGCCGGCAAAGGUACUGCAGGAAGUUGAUGGGCAACUUGAUGUACGCUUUUUUGGGCAGCACGACAGAGCGUGGGUUCCUGUGGAAAACUGCUUCAUCAUGUCCGAGGAGAUCCCGUUUCCUGUCAAGAAACAGAAGGGGAGCUUCGACAACGCCGUCGCCGAAAUGAACAUCUACAUCGAGAACCUGCGUCGCAAGUUCGGCUCGUUUGAGUACGCGCCGUAUCGCUCUCCGUACGACAAGAGCCGCGUAUACACCCACAAUAAGGUCAGCCCCGUCAGCAACGCUCCCACGGGGAAGGUUCGGAAAAUAAAGGACGUCGCACGUAAACUCAACAAGUCGUCAAAACCGAACUUCGCCGCCAUGUUGGCAGUAAAGGCAGAGCCAGGCACGAGGAGCGAGUCGGCUUCGGAGCAAAGCCUGGUGUUGGAGGAGAUAGACUACGGAACGUACGCUAGCACGCCGAGUAGUAUCACCACGGCAUCCCCUCUGCCUAGCAUCGACUCUGCCGACCCUGUCAACGUGACGAGCCCCGGGUCCUACACCACAGAUGUCUCUAACGGCAAAGUUCCAACCGCUGAUUCUGAACCAUCAACAUUUGACAGCAUAGCUCCUCCCAAAAGUCCUCCUGACUUAACAGAAGUGAAACAUUCAUUUAGUAGUGUAGACACUUCAAUGAAACAGCCAACCAAUCCACAAGCUUCUACCAACGCCAGUAGUGUUUUGCAUGAACUCAAAGCAGAGACUCCAGCCAAUCAGAUAUCAGCUAGGCUAACAGACUUGAUAGCAAAACCGUCAUCAAAGUCGCCUAGCAACAAGGAGGCUUCCCAUAGCAACAAACCCGUUCUGCAUAGCAACAAAAGUUCCGUAGUUAAAGCACCAAGUAGUAAGGCACAACUGGACAUGCCCAAAACGUACAGCCAGAGUUUACUGGGAAUAAAGGCAGGGCUGGAUGGUACUGAGGGGAGCAGCAUGGCAUUGCCACUUGGGACUGGAGUAAAAACAGGAAUUCCUGCUUCAGAUGAGUUAGGUGGAGAGGAACCCCUGCCUGCAGUUUCCCCUCCUCUCAGCACUGCCAGAAAGAGCAGUUCUCUCCUACAGACUAUCGAGUCAUGUAAGGCCAAGCUCGGAAUAGACGAGGUUGGAGACCUACCGCCACCUGACGAUGACGGGGAAGACGGGGACUCCGAUAGCGAGUCCGACAGCGAAAGCGACGAAUCAGACAAGGACAGGGAAGAAAUGGAGGAUGAGGAGGAGGAUGGGGACCAAUCAGAACACAGGGAGCAACAUAGUGAGGAUGGGGAGAAUUUAGCUAAAAGGAGUUCUGAGUCAUCUGAUAGUGUAAAACAGAAAGGACUUACUGAUGAAAACGAAAGCAGAAAGAAACAGGACCAAAGUGUGAAAAAUGUUGAUGAGGAUAGAAAGUCUCCUGAACUUGAAAGUGACCAAGUGCUUCAGUCAGUAAAUCCACGAGAAGGAGAGGAGAAAAUGGAAGUCGAUCUUCCCAAGGGUGGGGAGAAGAUGGAUGUUGAUCCAAGUGCAGAUGGGGAGAAAGCUGACUCAGACAGUGGGGAGAGAAUGGAGGUUGAUCACACGUAUAGCAAGUCUGCAGAUGAAAAAGGUGAAGAUUCUCCCGACAUCGGACUGAGGCUGGACUGUGACUCAGAUUCUGACUCUCAUGACCUUGUCAUUGACCUUGGGGAGGAGUCAACCUCGCGGAAGAAAGAGAAAGAAAACAGGGAAGUUAAGCAGGAGAAACUGUCAAAGUGUGACACAGAGAGGGACCUGUCUCCUCCUGCGCUCAGUCCCGUCAGCGCUGUCACCGUUACCAUGGCAACCCAGGCACCCACCCUGCAGAAGGCCACGGUAACCACGGUUUCAACCUCAGACAAGGGGUCAAAGGACCCAGUGGUUAUGGACUCCCUGAGUAAGGAAUGGACCCAGCGACAGUUGAAGAGGUCCAGCCAGGAGUACCUCCAGAAACAGCUGACACAGAAGGACCCGCCCGCCAAAACAUCAGGUACCAUGACACUCAGGAGUGCAGCAAAGCCUGCACCAGCCCCUGCGACCAGCACCACCGCGCCCGUUUCUCAGACGUAUCCACGGUUCGUCCAGGUGUCAACAGGUACGCCCCAGAAGGUCCUUCUGGCAGUACAGCAGUCUGCUCACAGUCAGCCGGGCAUUGUGGGUCAGAGCCCAGUGGUGUCCUCGCCUCCUCCUGUAACAUCCUCAACUAGCUCCUCCUCUACUACCGCUACCACCACCACCACCACCAGCACAGAGAACACACAAACUGAUGACCUCAGCAAGUACACAGACAAGGUCGUAGAGGUGGUGAAGGGCACGUUCCAGCAGAUGUGGGCGGACCUUGGUCGCCGUGGCGAUAACCUAGCAACCGUGAAGCACCUUCAGCUGGAGGUGGAGAAGCUGAGCUGGAGACACAGACAGGAGAUGGCUGAGAUGAAACAUAACAUGGAGCUCACGAUGGCUGAGAUGAGACAGAGUCUGGAGCUGGAGAAACAGAGACUGAUCCAGGACCUGCGUAGGCAGUGUGAGGCCGACAAGAACAGAGCUGUGGAGGAGGCCAAGAAAAAACAAUGGUGUGCUUUCUGUGGAAAGGAGGCCAUUUUCUACUGUUGCUGGAACACCAGUUACUGUGACUACCCCUGCCAGCAAGCUCAUUGGCCAGUCCACAUGAACACCUGCAGCCAGUCCACCAAUAACAGCACAGCACAAGGUGGCACUGACCAAUCAGAGGGCACUAGUGGUGAGUCACCAACCAAUCAGGUGCGAGCAGCUGUCAGCAUCCAGCAGGCACCUACAGAUUCACAGGUCAAGGGUCAGGCUGGCUCCACCAAUGUGACGGAAUCGGAAUGGAGAGAAAAGGCGCGGGAGUCGCUCACCACCGUGCUGCAGCAACAGAAGAAAGAACAGGCAAAAGUUUCCUACACACAGGUCAGCCCCACUCACAUUUCCACAGGCACCAGCUUAGAGAAAGCCAGGGCAUGCCUCAGCUCCAUCUUGAAAGAGCAGGAAUCAGAACAGGCACUUGUUGUAAAAGAGAAGGUGAGCCAGCCAGGUGUGCAGGUGCGCUACAUCCAGCCAGCAGCUUCCCAGCCACAGGCCAUCCAGACCUUCACUAAUGUCCCACGUGGCAGCACCAUCAUUGUGCAGAGACCAUCCUCUGUAGCACAGGUGGUCCAGCCAGUGACGUCCAUCCCUGUUCUCUUGGAAAAGGAUUCCAGGAAGACUACAGCCCAAGUACUGCAGCCUGCAGGUGUCCUGCAGCCAGUGGCAGCAUUGCCUAGCAACAGCAGCAGCAGCUUCACCCUCCCCUCACAGUGAUGCUGUGUAUUGACCCCCCCUG
Molecule: messenger RNA, 5052 nt
Organism: Branchiostoma floridae (Florida lancelet)
Lineage: Eukaryota; Metazoa; Chordata; Leptocardii; Amphioxiformes; Branchiostomatidae
Product: protein kinase C-binding protein 1-like
Exons: 23
Coding region: 345-5030 (1561 amino acids)
Biological process (GO): regulation of DNA-templated transcription
Molecular function (GO): protein binding
Source: RefSeq, a predicted model, not a curated record